AUGGAACACUCUGAAGAUAGCCUGCCUCGUCUUCGACCUUUAGGCCCCAUAGAGCAGUACUCUGCCUUCCGCAGUCAUCUAGGCAUUUAUCUCAAUGUCUGCGUGACGGCCAUCUACCAGAGGGAAGAUGGCAGACCUCUGAAGCCAGUGUUGUAUCGUGCCCUUGCUGCGAUGAUUGAAAAGCACCCGAUCCUGUCCGCCGUUCCGGUGGAUAUCCCAACGAAACCUCGAUUUGCUCGUUUAAGCCAUAUUGACCUUGACCAAGUCGUCACUUCUCGCGAGGUCCAAGGAUGUGCGGAAGAUAAAGCCAUAUUAGAACAGAUGCUGCAGGACCAACAUAACCUCCAGUUCUUGUACAGGCCAGGCGUCCCAUUUUGGAGAAUUUGUGUCCUGGAAGACCCGUCCGAUCGUGCUCGCUUUGUUCUAUGCUUCUGUUUUCAUCAUGCGCUGGCAGACACGAAGAGCGCUCUGGUUUUCCACGAGGACCUGGAGCACGAGCUAUCCGCGGCAGGGGAAGGCGCUUUCACUACUCUCGUCGCGGCAUCCCAGGCACCUCUACUGCCCAACAUAGAGGCAAUACAUGAAUUGCCGAUCUCGCCGCAAUACCUUGCCAGCCAGAAAGUUAGCAGCCACCCCCCGGAAAAAUGGAGCGGGGCUCCGCAAUGCCUGCCCGUCCGCACGAGGGUCUCUUCCAUGUGGCUCGCCUCGGCGACAUUAGCCGACCUGAAAAAACAAUGCAGAGACCAGAAAACUACUAUAACCGCACUGAUGAUGUCUCUGAUUGCGAGGUCCUUUUUCGAUGUCCUACCAGCAGAGUAUACGAGAAUCCAAGGGGAUGCAGCGAUGUCCUUGCGCUCCAUCUUACCGUUGCCGAUAACCAGUCGCUCGAUGGGCUGCUACAUCGCAACGUUCGACGAGCAGUACGCAAGGAAUUCGGAAUCAGUGUGGCAGGAGGCCAGAAGGACGAAGGAGACUAUCGACCGGGCAGUUCGAGGACAGGGCGCUGAUAUGCCCCUGGGCUAUCUCGGUCAUGUUCCGGACAUGGCUCAGUGGUUUCUCGACAAGAUCGGAAAACCGCGAGCAGCUGGCUUCGAAUUAAGUAAUGUGGGGUUUCUGGAGAGCGACAGGGCCCAGAGCGGAUACAGGAUUCAAAGCUUGCUGUUUAGCCAGUGUGCCGGUGCCUGUUCACCCGCCGUCAAGGUCAGCGCGGCGACGGGGCGAGACGGCAGGAUGGGGUUGGCGUUUUCCUGGCAGGAGGGAGUGGUGGCUGACACCACGGUUCUGGAGGUGAUGCAGAGGCUGGAGAGAAAGGUGAUGAACAUAGUAGGACGUAGGAACUAA
Molecule: messenger RNA, 1341 nt
Organism: Aspergillus steynii IBT 23096
Lineage: Eukaryota; Fungi; Ascomycota; Eurotiomycetes; Eurotiales; Aspergillaceae
Exons: 2
Coding region: 1-1341 (446 amino acids)
Molecular function (GO): N-acetyltransferase activity
Source: RefSeq, a predicted model, not a curated record